AUGUAUUCUGUAAUCUCAUGGACAUGUAAGUGGCAGAAAGCUGUCGCUUUGAACAGAGACUCGACACUUGAAGAUUUGACACCACUGCUUGGCCAGGAAAUGAAAGAGCACCUCUUACCAAUAUACGAGAAUUUAUCUAGAGAAGAUCUUCUAGAAAGGUGCUUGGGUGGUCACACUCAGAACGCCAACGAAAGCUUUAACUCCACCAUCUGGCGAUUGACCCCCAAACACUUACAUUCUGGCCAAAAAAUAAUCGAGUUAUCAGCCUGCAUUGCAGCCGGAGUAUUCAACGAAGGCUACAAUUCAAUAUUAAGGCUGAUGAACCAACUGGACAUCGUUGUCGGAAAUCAAGCUCUCAAUUUUGCUAAAAAUACGGACGAAGCUCGCGUUACACGACAGAACAGGAUGAGCCAAAGCGAGACAAAAGCUGCCCGUACUGCCAGGAAACAGCAACAACUGGAAGAUAAUCAGCUUUUCGAGGAAGCUGAAGAGCUAUUGUAUGCACCUGGAAUCGCUGAUUGAUCGACCAAUAGAAAAAGUUGGGCGAUGGCAGCCGUUUUACAUCUUUCACAAAAACGGCCUUCGUGGAGGGACUGUACCGCCGCC
Messenger RNA from Trachymyrmex septentrionalis, 606 nucleotides. RefSeq lists its product as uncharacterized. Bases 1 to 522 code for a protein of 173 amino acids. The transcript is spliced from 2 exons. The record is from RefSeq and is a predicted model, not a curated record. Lineage: Eukaryota; Metazoa; Arthropoda; Insecta; Hymenoptera; Formicidae.